AUGCUAGUGCGGUUAGUGCCAUUGUUGUUGUUGGUUGUGUCACGGUGUAGCAGCUCCGAGUUGCGCAACGAAAUCCGCCAAUGGGCCGAGGAUUUCUUUCUGGAGUAAGUGGGGCGGAAGGACUUGAGGUUCGCGGCCAAUUUGACGCCGCUUUGAGAGGCUUCGGGUUGUUGUACUUGGUUUUCGAGGGUGGUACUAUAAUGUAUAAGAUUUGUAACAGCAUCUUUGGCUAAAGUUUUGCUAUUCAUAUUCUUUUUUUGACUAUAAUAAUAUUUUUUACAACUUCUAAUGAUUUUUAGUUGCAUUUUCUGCAUGGACUACGAUGACUACAAAAGAAUGAGCAUCUUCGGAUGUACCCUCAAGAGUACUCCGACGUGCAAAGGAAACGUCUGUUAUAUGAGUAGGUUCUUAGUUACCAGUUAUCACAAGAUUUUUAUUAUUUUAAUUUUAUAAUUCUUAAUGAAUUGCUCUUUAAAUUAAGAUUUUAAUAUUUGAUGACUCAUUGAUGUGUCGUUCUUAACCUUACUCCUAUGUGCCACUUGUGGAGGUUGAACUUUAUUUUAUCAUUUAUGACUUCAUUCCUAUUUUUAUGCUUCAAUCUAUUUUAAGCGUUUGCCUUCAUCUCCUUUAAUCUUCUUACAGGGCAACACAAACAAGGCAACUACUUUCUUUACACGUCCGGCUGCCUCAACCUGACUCAAGCUCAAUAUGACAAUAUCCAUGGCCUCAUCCACCUCCCCAAUGUAGCGCCAGACCGGGAAUCCACGAAUGCUACACAACUCUGCGAAGUAAGUUCUACCCGAACAAAGCCGGCUUCUUUAUUAUUACAACUUCUGUAACUUCUCGCGUAAACAACUUGUACAUAACAAUAAUAUAAAAUUGUGUUAGCACGUCAAUCGAAGCGGAAUCCUUUUUGAGAGAUAAUAAUACAAGGAAGUCGAUACUUUUGGUACAAAGCAAGCUUUACUUUAGUAUAAUGGAGUUUAGAAUCAUAAAACAGAUAUUUUCAAUUAUUAAGACAUAUUGUAGUAGAUAUUUGUCUUUAAGUAAAAAAGUUGGCUAAUCAUAAACUAAAAACCGAAAAAUUACGAAUUUACAUUCAGGUGACCAACACAAUAAACACCUGUUUGUGUACCAACAAGUUCUCGUGCAACAACGUAUCCUCGGUGGAGCCCUUCACCGAGUACACUAUACCUAUAUUCACGGAUGUCAACUUUGACGAAGUCGCUCACUUCAGAUACUUUCUGCCCGACGAUCCCAUUCUGGAGUCGAUUCAACGAACAGGACCUCGGGACGAGUACUUUUUAAUUAAAAGUGUUAAUCAUGUCUCGGGAACUCGUGUACAAACCGCCUCAGGACUUUUAACUCUAAUUCUGCUGUUAAUGAUAAAUGUAUAUAUUUUGUGA
This is a messenger RNA of Bursaphelenchus okinawaensis, 1406 nucleotides long. The record is from the annotation of a GenBank genome assembly. NCBI's taxonomy places the organism in Eukaryota, Metazoa, Nematoda, Chromadorea, Rhabditida, Aphelenchoididae.